GCAGAGCAGCAUCCUGUGACAAUUUGAUGUUAAAAUUAUUCAUGUUGAUAAAGGGAUAAUUAAUGAUCAGAAUACAUGGGCAACUCAUUCGAUGCAGUGAGAAGAUAUGACUCUGCAGGUACUUUGGGCUCAGAUCUGGAAAUUGUGGGGAGAAUUUUCUGGCUUAUGCUGUGCAGGAGGUGUGGAGAGAGGAUUUCUGUGGGCCUUAAAAUCUGGAACUUCUGGAAUUGACACUCAGUGUUGCUAUGAAUGCUUUGUGUCUGAAAUCAGUGUUCUCACAUGCAUCAGUUUCUGUGCCGGGGUGCGAAGCACAAGAUUCUCAUUUCUGUGAUUCUUCUCUAAGAAGAAAAAUAAUUUUAUGUAAGCAUGGAGUGAUGGAUGGCUGCAUUUAUACUUCAUUGCUGAUGACAUGAGCAUGAUUGCAGUCCUACAUGUGUUUUCAUGCCAGGAUUGAGCCUCAGAGUGGGAAGUCUUCAGCAGUUUAUCUUGAAUGCCAACCAGAGGGACCUUGACUGGCUUGAGAGGUGGGCCCAUGCAAGCCACAUGAAGUGCAACAAGUCCAAGUGCAAGGGUCUGCACAUGGGUCUGGGCAAUCCCAAGCACAAAUACAGGCUGGGUGAUGAAGGGAUUGAGAGCUGCCCUGACAAGAAGGACUUGGAGGUCUUGGUUGAUGAGAAGUUCACCAUGACUCAGGAAUGUACACUUGCAGCAGAGAAACCCAACUUUGUCCUGAACUUCAAAAGAAGCAUGACCAGCCAGUCGAAGGUGAUUCUGCUCCUCUACUCUGCUCUCGUGAGACCCCACCUGGAGUAUUGCAUGCAGCUGUGAGGCCCCCACCAUAAGAAGGACGUAGCUCUGUUGGAGCAAGUCUGGAUGAGGGCUACGAAGAUUAUCAGAGGGCUGGAGCACCUUUCCUAUGAAGACAGGCUGAGAGAGUUGGGGUUUUUCAGCCUGGAGAAGAGAAGUCUCUGGGCACAUCUUAUAGCAGCCUUUGAGUACCUAAAGAGGACCUUCAGGAAAGCUGGAGAUGGACUUUUUACAAGGGCAUGUAGUGACAGGACAAAGAGUGAUGGCUUUAAACUGAAAGAGGGUAGAUUUAGGUUAGACAUAUGGAUGAAAUUCUUCACUAUGAGGGUGGUGAGGCACUGGAACAGGCUGCCCAGAGAAGCUGUCAAUGCCCCAUCCCUGAAGGUGUUCAAGGCCAGAUUGCAGGGGGCUUUGAGCAACCUGGUCUAGUGGAAGGUGUCCCUGCCCAUGGCAGGGGGUUUGGAACCAGGUGAUCUUUAAGGUCCCUUCCAACCCAAACCAUUCUAUGAGUCUAUGAAUAGGUUUCUAGCAUCAGUAGGUCAAGGAAAAGAGCUAUCUGCAUUGCUGUGAGCUUGUAACAAAAGAAUAAAUGUCAAAGAGCAAAUAAGAUCUAGAAAAUUGUGUCUGUGACACAAGGGGGCUCAAACAAAAUCUUAUGAUUUAUAUUUCUUUUUAAGGAGUGAUUAGUUUGUGAUUUUGUUUUAGGUAAGAAAAGGGAGGAAAUCUUAAUACUGCAACCCUAGAGAGGUGCCUCCCCAUGGAAAGCAAAAGGCUCUGUUCUGUAUUCCUUUAGUGAAGCAAGUCUGGUUGUAGCAAAUGAAGCUACUUACAUAAAGUUUGCAAACUCACUAGCAAGACCUCUAUAUGAAAAUGUGCUGCUGGGGAGAUUGCCAGGGCCUGCUGUUUGACUGACAGUCUCUGGGAUGAAAAGCUGAUAGACGGUUUAGGGAACAGAGCCUGCAGAGUCUGCUGACUGCUGGUUGAGACAUGCUCCUCAUCUUGGGUUCAGGCACCUGGAGUUAAUGAUAAAAUAGCCUUUUCCCUCUUGUUAUCCUCUUCAUCUGAAAGAGUGUUACCGUCACUGUGUGAAGUGUGUCAAUCUCCAAGAGCAGUGACUCAGUGGCACGUGGCACAGCUGUGACUCCAGAACAGGACUUUUCAGCUGGUCCCCAGGAACUGGAGCUGUCUGGUUGACUCCUAUGAUGUGACUGUGGAAGAAGACCUUGGAGAAAUUCAGCUAAUAAAAAUUGAGAAAAGAAAAUAUUGGUACCAAGAUGACUGGUACCUGAAGUACAUCACUGUGAAAACGCCAAUGGGUGACUAUUUGGAGUUCCCAUGUUACCGUUGGAUUACAGAUGAAAAAGAGAUUGUCCUUCGAGAUGGAAGAGCAAAGCUCCUCCGGGAUGACAAGACCCAGAUUCUCAAGCAGCACAGACGCAAAGAGCUCGAGACUCGUCAAAAAAUGUACCGUUGGAAGGAGUGGCAUCCAGGCUUUCCCCUGAGCAUUGAUGCCCAUUCUCACAGUGAUCUGCCUCGCGACAUCCAGUUUGACAAUGAGAAAGGAAUUGACUUCAUUCUGAACUACUCUAAAGCGAUGGAGAAUCUUUAUAUCAACCGUUUCAUGCACAUGUUCCAGUCCUCCUGGAGUGACUUCGCAGAUUUUGAGAAGAUCUUUGUCAGAAUCAGCAACACAAUCUCUGAAUAUGUGAUGCAGCACUGGAAGGAAGAUUUCAUGUUUGGUUACCAGUUCCUGAAUGGGUGCAAUCCUGUGCUGAUCCGGAGAUGCACAGAGAUACCCAAGAAGUUGCCCGUGACUAUAGAUAUGGUAGAAUGCAGUCUGGAGAGGAACCUGACGCUGGAGGAGGAAGUGAAGCAAGGAAACAUUUUCAUUGUUGACUACGAGCUGCUAGAUGGUGUGGAUGCCAAUAAAACAGACCCGUGCACAAUACAGUACUUGACUGCACCCAUCUGUCUGCUGUAUAAGAAUCUGGAGAGUAAAAUUGUACCCAUUGCAAUCCAGCUUGGUCAACAGCCUGGGCCAGACAAUCCCAUAUUCCUUCCUUCAGAUGCCACAUAUGACUGGCUGCUAGCUAAAAUUUGGGUUCGCUCAUCUGAUUUCCACAUCCACCAGACAGUGACCCACCUCUUACGGACACACUUAGUCUCAGAGGUGUUCAGCAUAGCUAUGUUCCGGCAGUUGCCUGCUGUACAUCCCCUCUUCAAGCUCUUGGUGCCACACAUGAGGUUCACAAUAGCCAUCAAUACCAAAGCCCGAGAACAGCUUAUCUGUGAAUGUGGUCUUUUUGACAAGGCGAAUGCUACAGGUGGAGGAGGACAUGUACAAAUGGUGCAGAAAGCAAUGAAGGAUCUGACUUACAGCUCCCUCUGCUUCCCUGAGGAGAUCAAAGCUAGAGGGAUGGACAGCAAAGAGGAUAUCCCCUACUACUAUUAUCGUGAUGAUGGCAUUAAAGUCUGGGAGGCUAUAAAGAAUUUUGCAGAGGAUGUGAUUUGUAUCUACUAUGAGAGUGACGAGGUGGUGUGUGAGGAUGUGGAGCUCCAGGCCUUUGUCAAAGACAUUUAUGUCUACGGGAUGAGAGGUGUGAAGGCCUCAGGAUUUCCCAAAAUUAUCAGGACACGAGAGAAGCUAGCAGAAUAUCUCACAGUGAUAAUAUUCACCACAUCAGCCCAGCAUGCAGCUGUGAAUUUUGGUCAGUAUGACUGGUGUUCCUGGAUUCCCAAUGCCCCACCAACAAUGCGCUGCCCUCCUCCAACAGAAAAGGGGACAGUCACCAUCGAGCAAAUUGUGGAGAGUCUGCCAGACAGGGGACGUUCUUGUUGGCAUCUUGGAGCUGUCUGGGCCUUAAGCCAAUUCCAGGACACUGAACUCUUUCUGGGCAUGUACCCAGAUGAACACUUCGUGGAGAAGCCAGUGAAAGAGGCUAUGACAAAAUUUCGCAAGAAUCUGGAUGAGAUCGUCAGCGCCAUCACCGAGCGUAACAAGAACAAAAAACUUCCUUACUACUACCUUUCGCCAGAUCGCAUUCCCAACAGUGUUGCUGUUUGAGCAGAUGCCCAGGAGAGUUUAGAGGCAUGUAAAGCUCAUGAUGCUUUCCUGUAACAUAUGCUUCUUUUCAAUGAACUUUCAGAAAUGGAUAAAAUAAACCCACCCUCUCCAUCAGACCUGACCCAUAGUCUAUUUGAUUGUGACUGAUCUUGUGGACAAUGUCUAGUUUACAACCAUCUAGGCCAACUUUGUUACUAGUUUGUUUUUCUAAGAUUUUUUUGAUUCAAUCUUAGAAUCAAUAUCCAUGUUUCUGUUAGCUUUCCCUCUCCUGGUCAAAACAAUAUAACCACAGAUACACUUAUCUUAUUCAAUGAAAAUGAUAUCAUGAGCAAUAUGCAAGUCACGUGUUUAAAAUCUUUCCUGUUUUUAAUAGGUGACACUGAUCCUGUUUUUAAUAGAUGACACUGGUGACAUAAAAAUAUAACAUUUCAUGUUUAUGCAUUGUUUUUUGUCUGAUUAAAACAAAUGUUAAAUAUUUUCACUGCAACUGUGAAUGCCUUAAUCAGGAUGAAGGGAGAAGCAGGAUAUUUUCUUAAUAUAGCUGAUGGGUUUUUAAUACUUUCUUACCAAGUUCAUGUGAAAUGAGAUAGACUGAUUCAUACGAGACGAAAAUUUUUUACCUACAUAAACCUGUAUAUUUUCUAAAUACAAAUAGCAAGGUUUGUUUUAUCCUCUGUCAGCAGAGUUUCAUGUAAUUCACGUAUGUACGGACAUAUGGUUUACUUAGCACGACAAUGAGUACAGACCUAGCAGUGCUUGUCCCUGAUUUCUGUUUCAUUGCUGAGGCUGCUGGCUUUUUUUUGUGUACAGUUUCUUCUGUUUUGUGGGAGAUGAAGAGGCUACUUGUAUAACGAUAAAAAUUGUGGAGAACUGACAGCUUCUAAGGGGAAUCUUCAGGUCUGGCUAAUUAAGCAUAACUGGCAUGUUCCACCUUAGUUAGAAACAACUGAGUUUUGUCUGUUUUGUUUAGAGGUGAUUAGGUUCCAGUACGUGGGCUUUGGUUGAAGUUGAGAGUCAUUGAGAUAACGAAAAGCAAAAAUGAGGUUUGGGAAAUUUAAGAGUAAUAGCUUUGUUAAUAACAAUUUUGGUUUAUUUUUCCCGGGAUUUGUUCGCUGUGCUAGUUUUGCCAGCUUGCAGUCUGUUUUGACAACAGAUAAGAAAGCUUCUUGUGCUAAUAAAACAAAACUGAACAAGAA
This is a messenger RNA of Columba livia (rock pigeon), 5067 nucleotides long. RefSeq names its product arachidonate 5-lipoxygenase (gene ALOX5). Lineage: Eukaryota; Metazoa; Chordata; Aves; Columbiformes; Columbidae. The transcript has 14 exons. The record is from RefSeq and is a predicted model, not a curated record. Bases 2120 to 3871 code for a protein of 583 amino acids. Gene Ontology annotation, molecular function: iron ion binding; arachidonate 5-lipoxygenase activity; protein binding. Gene Ontology annotation, cellular component: nuclear envelope. Gene Ontology annotation, biological process: hepoxilin biosynthetic process; arachidonate metabolic process; lipid oxidation.